Argentina anserina (silverweed cinquefoil) is the source of this 3113-nucleotide messenger RNA. RefSeq lists its product as uncharacterized. Gene Ontology annotation, cellular component: vacuole. The transcript has 15 exons. The record is from RefSeq and is a predicted model, not a curated record. Gene Ontology annotation, molecular function: serine-type carboxypeptidase activity. Gene Ontology annotation, biological process: proteolysis. NCBI's taxonomy places the organism in Eukaryota, Viridiplantae, Streptophyta, Magnoliopsida, Rosales, Rosaceae.
ACAAGCAAUUAAAAAGCUCUUGAAACAACAAGAGAUGAUGAAGCUCUCAGUGUAUACAAGUCUUCUGCUCAUCUCUAUCUGCGAAAUGCUAUCAUGCAACGCCAACCAAAUCGACAGCCUCAACAAGCUGAUCAAGUCUCGCAAAUCUGGAAGUUCUCCUCAUGCUGAAUUGUCUUGGGAAAACGACGUCUUAGCAGAUGACUAUUCUGUUCCUGUUUAUGUUGGAUCCCAAGCUGGUUUGAUGGGAGCUGAUGAGAUUGAUGCUUUGCCAGGACAACCUGGAGAAAGCCUGGGUUUUAAGCAAUAUGCAGGCUAUGUUCCAGUGGAUCCGAAAGCUGGGAGAGAAUUGUUCUACUACUUUGUAGAGUCAACCCAUAAUUCUUCAACCAAACCUCUGCUGCUUUGGUUAAAUGGAGGACCAGGAUGCUCAUCAUUUGGAUAUGGAGCCAUGCAAGAACUGGGACCUUUUAGAGUCAACAGUGAUGGGAAGACACUGUAUCCAAAUGAGUUCGCAUGGAACAAUGUGGCAAAUAUACUGUUUUUGGAGUCCCCAGCAGGAGUGGGAUUUUCAUACUCAAACACAAAGUCGGACUACAAAAAUGUGGGAGACAAGAGAACGGCACUGGAUUCUUACACUUUUCUUUUGAACUGGCUAGAGAGAUUUCCCAAAUACAAAACCAGGGAUUUUUUCAUUGCCGGAGAAAGCUAUGCCGGUCACUAUGUACCUCAACUUGCUUACACAAUAGUGACAAAGAACAAUGUCACAAACCAAACAAAAAUCAAUCUCAAAGGCAUUGCGAUUGGAAAUGCUUGGAUCGAUGAUAAUCAUGGUGAUAUGGGCUUUUAUGAAUAUAUGUGGACACAUGCUUUGAACUCUGAUGAAACCUAUGCAGGUAUACACAAAUAUUGUGACUUUGUAUCUGAUAAUCUCUCGAACAACAGCAAGUGUACAAAAUAUCAAAUUCAAGCGAGUAAUGAACUUGGGUAUAUUGAUAUUUUCAACAUCUACGCUCCACUUUGCAAUCUGUCAUACUCAUCAGAUACCAUAUACAUUUCAGUUGGUUCUGCAGUUAAUGGAUUUGAUCCAUGCUCAGACCAUUAUGUCGAUGCCUACCUGAAUCUUAAGGAGGUCCAAGCUGCUCUUCAUGUAAAAUCCACAAGUUGGUCCGCUUGCAGAGGUGUUGGAUGGACAGACAGCCCACCGUCAAUCUUACCCACAUUAAAGCAUAUCUUAGAAAGUGGGAUUAAAGUAUGGAUAUAUAGUGGGGACAUUGAUGGGAGAGUACCAGUAACAUCAACUAGAUACUCAUUAUACAACCUGAGCUUACCCAUUGAGGCUGCAUGGAGGCCAUGGCAUUCAGAUGAAGAGGUUGGAGGAUAUGUUACUGGGUACAAAGGGGGGUUGACAUUUGCUACUGUAAGAGGAGCUGGUCAUAUGGUUCCUAGUUAUCAACCAAAGCGAGCACUCACCUUGAUCUCAUCUUUCCUUCAGGGAAAGCUUCCUCCUUCAUUUGAUGCUAAUAAGUACCGAAAGCAAUCUCAGUACCAGGGGAAGAAACUCAUGAAGCUAUCAAAAUUUAUAUGUUUGCUUCUCCUCUGUUGCUGCCAGCUGACCUUUAUUCUACCAUGCAACGCCAACCAAAUUGACAAUCUCAACAAGUUGAUCAAAUUUCGCAGUGCUAGAACUAAUCCUACUCAAUAUUCUCAGUCCUAUGGUUCUUUCGAUGUCGGGGAUCAUAAUGUUUCUUCUUCAGUUUAUUUUGGAGACCAAGAUGGGAUGAAGGAAGCUGACAAGAUUGAUGCUUUGCCAGGACAACCUAGUCUAAAUCCCGGGGAAAAGUUUGAUCACUACGCAGGCUAUGUUACCGUAGAUCCUGUAGCUGGGAGAGCACUGUUCUACUACUUUGUUGAAUCACCUCAAAAUUCUUCAACUAAACCUCUAGUGUUAUGGUUAAAUGGAGGUCCAGGAUGUUCAUCUUUUGGGUAUGGAGCCAUGGAAGAACUGGGACCUUUCAGAGUUAACAGUGAUGGAAAGACAUUAUUCCGGAAUGAUUAUGCUUGGAACAAUGUGGCAAAUGUACUGUUCUUGGAGUCACCGGCAGGAGUUGGGUUUUCUUAUUCAAACAACAAAUCGGACUACGAAAAUGUUGGUGACAAGAGAACGGCGGAAGACUCUUACACAUUUCUUGUUAACUGGCUAGAGAGGUUUCCUGAAUACAAAAGUAGAGAUUUCUUCAUAACUGGAGAGAGCUAUGCUGGUCAUUACGCACCUCAACUUGCUCACACCAUUCUCUCAAUGAACAAAGCCGCACAGCAAACAACGAUCAAUCUCAAAGGCAUUGCGAUCGGGAAUCCUUGGAUUCACGAGAAGGACGGCACAUUAGGAGGUUACUAUUAUUUGUGGACACAUGAUUUGAACUCCGAUGAUACUCAUGCCGGAAUACUCAAAUACUGCGACUUCACGUCAGGAUACUCGAAGGUAUCAGAGACGUGUAGGUUCUAUAUGGACCAAUCAGCCAACGAGACUGGAGGUAUUGAUAUGUACGGCAUCUACUCGCUACGGUGCAACAAAUCUGUACCCAAUGUCUUAGAAACUCCUGUAAGCCUCUGAUUCACCGUUAAUAGUUUCGAUCCGUGCUCCGAAAAUUAUGUGGAGGCCUAUCUAAACCUCGCUGAGGUGAGAACAGCUCUUCAUGUUAAACCAACAAACUGGACAUUUUGCAGUACUAUAGGAUGGACAGACGCCCCAACAAGCAUUCUACCCGAAAUGGAGCAGCUUAUAGCAAGUGGGAUAAGUUUAUGGAUAUACAGUGGAGAUAUGGAUGCCAAUGUGCCGGGCACAGCCACUAGAUUCUCCAUAAACAGGCUGAAGCUACCGAUUGAGACGCCAUGGCGGCCAUGGAACUCUUAUGGACAGGUUGCAGGGUAUGUGACCGGCUACAAGGGAUUAACAUUUGCUACAGUAAGAGGAGCUGGCCAUCUGGUUCCCACCUACCAACCUCGGCGAGCACAUACUUUGAUCUCAUCUUUUCUUCAGAAGACGCUUCCUCCUUCAUUUCCAGAUAAUUAGCAACCUCGGCGAGCACUGCUUGAUCUCAUUUUUUCGUCAAGGG